GGUUGUGGAAGAAGCUGCGGAAGGGAGAGGCUGGAGCUGCCGGUAGCCUUGGAACCGAGCGGGAGGGAGCGAUCAAUUGCGAGCGCCGAGGGACUAGGCGAGGGGGUGGGGCUCUGCUUCAUUUUUGAUGGGUGUUGCUCAGUUACCCCUAAAGUAAGGAAGGUUUUGGGGACAAGGCGAGAAAUAGAGGUAGCACAGAAAGGGGCAGUGCGAGGCUCUUGGGUGGGGUGAGCGCAGGAACCGGCGGGCGUCCUGUCUGCCUGGGAAAGGGGGAAACGUACGUGUGUGUGUGUCUGUGUGUGUGUGUUGGGGGGGGGGCUUGGAUAGGAAAGAGGGCGACCUCUCUCAGCUUGAAUCUAAGAGACUUCUCGAGUGGUUGGGAAGGAGAAUGCGAUUUUUGCUUUUCCUGUCAUACGUACGGUUUUUUGCUAGCUGGGGGUUUAAAAUUAGCUGUCGGGGCGAGUUUCCUUGAAAUUUCCUCCCGUUCGCAUGCCUGCGGCUAGCCUGCUUAUGGUGGUGCAGCCUAGAGAGAGGGGGGUGGGGGGGAGAGUUUGCGGCUGAUGUAGGAUCGUCGUCGGGUUUCUCCUUUCUCCUUCCCCUUCAGCGCGGAAAGAGGAGGAAGAAAGAGUCAAUCGGAGCCCUAGGCGAAAAACCCCAAGAACGUCCAUGGCCUCUCGAUCAGUCCGUUUUUGGACGAGGUGGAUAAUGAAAUCUUUGUUGCCACAGCUCUGACUACUUUUGAAUUUUAUUUGGGAACUAGCCAGGGUAUAUUCUUCCUGAAGACGUUGGGCAUUUCACGGAAUUACCGCAAAGAAGAGACUUUUCUCAUCUAACCUUUUGUAAUUCAGAUAUUUUAUUAAAACAUGGAAAAUGAGAUAUUCACACCUCUUUUGGAGGUCUUCGUAUCGAGCCCACUUGUUACCUGGGUUAAGACAUUUGGAUCCUUAGCUGGACAAAAUGCAACCAACCUGGAAGAAUAUGUUGCACUUCUAGAUGGAGUUUUCUUAAAUGAAGUUAUGCUGCAAAUAAAUCCUAAAGCAGCUAGUCAAAGAAUAAAUAAGAAGGUCAACAAUGAUGCAUCACUUCGAAUUCAAAAUUUGUCUAUUUUAAUAAGACAAAUUAAAUCAUAUUAUCAGGAGACAUUGCAGCAAUUGAUCAUGAUGCCUUUGCCAAAUGUUUUAAUAAUUGGAAAAAAUCCCUUUUCAGAACAAGGCACUGAAGAAGUAAAAAAACUCCUUCUACUUCUCCUUGGUUGUGCUGUUCAGUGCCAGAAGAAAGAAGAAUUCAUUGAAAGAAUACAGAGUUUAGAUUUUGAUGUCAGAGCAGCUGUUGCUGCCCAUAUACAAGAGGUAACCCAUAAUCAGGAAAAUGUGUUUGAUCUCCAGUGGAUGGAUGAUAGUGCUCUGGCACAAGAUUAUAUUGAACCUCUCCUAAAAAACAUGGCAUUACAUUUAAAACGACUUAUAGAUGAGCGAGAUGAGCAUUCUGAGACUAUCAUAGAGCUUUCUGAAGAACGAGACUCUCUUCAUUUUCUACCUCAUGCAUCAGCAGCACAAUCACCUUGUGGAUCUCCAGGAAUGAAAUGCACUGAAAGCAGACAACACUUAUCAGUGGAAUUAGCAGAUGCCAAAGCAAAGAUUAGAAGGCUUAGACAAGAGCUUGAGGAAAAGACUGAACAGUUGCUGGAUUGUAAGCAAGAAUUUGAACAGAAUGAAACUGAAUUAAAGCGACUUCAACAAGAGAAUAUGAGUUUACUUUCAGAUGCCCGAUCUGCCAGAGUGUAUCGGGAUGAACUUGAUGUUCUCAGAGAGAAGGCAAUCCGGGUUGACAAGCUUGAAAGUGAACUCAGCCGAUAUAAAGAAAGGCUACACGAUAUUGAAUUUUACAAGGCUAGAAUAGAGGAGUUAAAAGAAGAUAAUCAAGUAUUACUGGAAACAAAGACAAUGUUGGAAGAUCAGUUAGAGGGAACCCGAGCCCGUUCUGAUAAAUUGCAUGAAUUGGAAAAGGAGAAUCUGCAAUUAAAAGCUAAACUCCACGAUAUGGAGAUGGAACGUGAUAUGGAUCGGAAGAAAAUUGAGGAACUUAUGGAGGAAAAUAUGUCACUAGAAAUGGCUCAGAAGCAAAGUAUGGAUGAAUCACUACAUUUAGGCUGGGAACUUGAACAGAUAAACAGAUCAUCAGAAAUUUCCGAAGUGCCACAGAAAUCACUUGGUCAUGAAGUAAAUGAACUAACAUCAAGUAGAUUAUUAAAACUAGAAAUGGAAAACCAAACUUUAUUAAAAACAGUAGAAGAAUUACAACAUGCAAUGGGUUCUGUAGAAGGCAAUAACUCAAAACUAAUGAAAAUGGAAAGAGAAAAUCAAAGGCUAAAUAAAAAGCUGGAAGGACUGAAGAAUGAAUUUAUUGAAGAGAAACAAAGUCACCAGAGUAGUCAAAAUCUUUGCAAAGAUCUCAUGAAAGAGAAAGCACAGCUUGAAAAAACAAUUGAAACUUUGAGAGAAAAUUCAGAGAGACAGAUUAAAAUCCUGGAACAGGAAAUUGAACACUUGAAUCAAACUGUAACUUCACUUCGACAGCGUUCACAAAUCAGUGCUGAAGCAAGAGUAAAAGAUAUUGAGAAGGAAAAUAAAAUUCUCCAUGAAUCUAUCAAGGAGACAAGCAGCAAACUAAGUAAAAUAGAAUUUGAAAAAAAGCAAAUGAAAAAAGAGUUAGAACAUUAUAAAGAAAGGGAAGAAAGAGUGGAUGAGCUGGAGAAAGAAGUUCAUCAUCUUGAAAAAGAAAAUGAACUAUUACAAAAAAGAAUUACUAACUUAAAAAUUACAUGUGAAAAAAUUGAUUCUUUAGAACAAGAGAAUUCCAGUCUAGAUGUUGAAAACAGAAAGCUGAAAAAGACUUUAGACAGCCUGAAAAAUCUCAGCUUUCAAUUAGAGUCCUUAGAGAAAGAGAAUGCACAACUUGAUGAAGAAAACUUAGAACUCAGAAGAUCUGUUGAAUCUUUGAAGAGUACCAACAUCAAGAUGGCUCAAUUAGAACUAGAAAAUAAAGAACUAGAAAGUGAGAAAGGCCAGCUACAGAAGAGCCUGGAUCUUAUGAAAACAUCCUUUAAAAAGACAGAACGUUUAGAAGUGAGUUAUCAAGGCUUGGAUACAGAAAAUCAAAGGUUGCAGAAAACCCUAGAAAACAAUAACAAAAAGAUUCAACAUCUAGAAAGUGAAUUACAAGAACUGGAGUCAGAAAAUCAAACCCUGCAAAAAAAUCUUGAGGAACUCAAAAUCUCCAGUAAACGUUUAGAAAAAUUAGAAAAAGAGAAUAAACUUUUGGAGCAAGAGACAACCCAGCUAGAAAAAGAUAAGAAACAGCUAGAGAAAGAGAAUAAAAGACUCAGGCAGCAAGCAGAUAUUAUGGAUAGCACACUAGAAGAAAAUAAUGUGAAAAUAGGUCACCUGGAAAAAGAGAACAAGUCACUCUUUAAAGAAAUUGGUUUAUGUAAAGAAGCAUCUAUUCGUCUAAAAGAAGCGGAAAAGGAAAAUAAAGAGCUUGUAAAAAGAGCUACUAUUGACAAAAAAACACUUGUCACAUUACGUGAGGAUUUGGUGAAUGAAAAACUGAAGACACAGCAGAUGAAUAAUGACUUAGAAAAACUUACACAUGAACUUGAAAAGAUAGGUUUAAACAAGGAACGUCUCUUACAUGAUGAGCAGAGUACUGAUGACAGUAAGUACAAACUUUUGGAGUCAAGGUUAGAGUCCACACUGAAGAAAUCACUUGAAAUAAAAGAAGAAAAAAUUGCUGCUUUGGAAGCUCGUUUAGAAGAAUCAACAAAUCUCAAUCGACAGCUGCGCCAAGAGCUUAAAAUAGUAAAAAAGAAUUAUGAAGCCCUCAAGCAAAGACAAGAGGAGGAGAAAAUGGUACAGAGUUAUUCUUCAAAACUUGAUGAAGAAAGUCAUCCUGUCACUAAAUGGGAAAGAGAUAAUCAGGAAACUACUAGAGAACUUUUGAAGGUUAAAGAUAGAUUAAUUGAAGUUGAAAGAAAUAAUGCAACUCUGCAGGCAGAGAAGCAAGCCCUGAAAACACAGCUAAAGCAACUUGAGACACAGAAUAAUAAUUUGCAAGCUCAGAUAACAGCACUUCAGAGACAGACUGUUUCCUUACAGGAGCAAAAUACAACCUUGCAAACCCAAAAUGCAAAACUUCAGGUGGAGAAUUCAACAAUUAAUUCUCAAAGCACAUCACUUAUGAACCAGAAUGCACAGCUACUGAUUCAACAAUCAACCUUAGAAAAUGAAAAUGAAUCCAUAAUAAAGGAACGGGAAGACCUGAGAUCAUUUUAUGAUUCUCUAAUCAAAGAUCAUGAAAAAUUGGAACAACUUCAUGAGCGGCAAGCAGUUGAAUAUGAAUCUCUCAUUUCUAAGCAUGGAAACCUUAAAUCUGUACAUAAGAAUCUUGAAGUAGAACAUAAGGAUUUGGAAGACAGAUAUAGUCAAUUACUUCAGCAAAAAGUACAAUUAGAGGAAUUGGAAAAAGGCCUCAAAGUGGAGCAAGAAAAGAUGCUUCAACAAAACAAGAAACAUGAAAUGGUAGCAGUGGAAUACAAAAAACUUGGUGAAGAAAAUGACAGAUUAAAUCAUACAUAUAUACAACUUUUGAAAGAGAAUGAAGUUCUUCAGGUUGAUCACAAGAAUUUAAAAACUUUACUCAACAGUUCCAAAUUAGAGCAAACACGACUGGAGGCUGAAUUUUCUAAACUUAAAGAACAAUAUCAACAACUGGAUAUUAUUCACACAAAAUUAAAUAAUCAGUGUGAGUUGCUUAGCCAAUUAAAGGGGAACUUGGAAGAAGAAAACAGACAUCUACUGGACCAAAUACAGACUUUAAUGCUACAAAACAGAACACUUUUGGAACAGAAUAUGGAAAGCAAAGAUCUCUUCCAUGUUGAGCAAAGGCAAUAUAUUGACAAGUUGAAUGAAUUAAGAAGACAAAAAGAAAAAUUAGAAGAAAAAAUUAUGGAUCAGUAUAAAUUCUAUGAACCAUCUCCCCCUAGAAGAAGAGGCAACUGGAUUACUCUGAAAAUGAGGAAAUUGAUAAAAUCAAAGAAAGAUGUCAACCGAGAACGCCUCAAAUCUCUGACUCUGACACCAACCCGCUCAGAAUCUAGUGAAGGAUUUCUUCAGUUGCCACAUCAAGAUAGUCAAGAUAGUUCCUCUGUGGGCUCAAAUUCACUUGAAGAUGGCCAGACAGUGGGAACUAAAAAAAGUAGCAUGGUUGCACUGAAAAGACUGCCCUUUUUGAGGAACAGACCGAAGGAAAAAGACAAAAUGAAGGCCUUCUACCGUCGCUCCAUGUCAAUGAAUGACCUGAUGCAGUCCAUGGUCUUAGCAGGAGGACAAUGGAUAGGUAGUUCUGAGCAUCUGGAAGGUCCUGAUGAUAUAUCCACGGGUAAAAGGAGAAAAGAAUUGGGAUCUAUGGCCUUCUCUACUACAUCCAUCAACUUUACAACUGUCAACUCUGCUGCAGGCUUGAGAUCCAAGCAGUUGCUUAAUAAUAAAGAUACAACAUCUUUUGAAGAUGUAAGUCCACAAGGAAUUAGUGACGAUUCUAGUACAGGUUCAAGAAUUCAAGCUUCCAGACCAGCCAGUCUUGACAGUGGCAGAACAUCGACUAGCAAUAGCAAUAAUAAUGCAUCACUCCAUGAUGUCAAAGCAGGUGCAAGUAACAACCAAAGCAGGCCUCAAAGCCACAGUAGUGGAGAAUUUAGCCUACUUCAUGAGCAUGAAGCAUGGUCCAGCAGUAGCAGCAGCCCCAUACAAUAUUUGAAAAGUCACACUAAGUCUAGUCUCCUGCUUCAUCAUACAAUGUCAGAAAAAAUAGAUAAACAAGGAAUACGGAGAAUUAAAACUGAAUCCCCUGGAAGUGAAAUGGUUACUCUGCAGCAAUUUCUGGAAGAAAGCAAUAAAGUUACUUCAGCUGAGCUAAAGUCUUCAAGCAAAGAUAAUCUUUUGGAUGAAGUAAUGAAAUUUUUUUCGGAAAAUGCUGAAUUAACAGGAAGAGAAAAACUAAGCAAACAGACAUCAGGCAGUAGUGGUAUUGUCAGAUCGCAGAGUGUGAGAAACACAACAGAAUUAUUUGAUGGAAAGUUAGGUAAGCAAGAACCUCUUGCAAGGCUCAAUUUAAACAGAACAGAAGAUUCUAAAGAUUUGAACUUUUCAGAGACUUAUGCAGGCACUAAGGGAAAGAUCAGGUCUGUUAAAGAAAAUGUCCAGUCACAGCGACAAUCAAAAGACUGCAAUCCCUAUGCUACUUUACCUCGUGCAAGCAGUGUGAUUUCAACAGCAGAAGGAACUACUCGGAGGACCAGUAUCCAUGAUUUUUUAUCUAAGGACACUAGGCAGCCAAUAUUUGUUGAUCCAACUCCAACUACAGCUGAACAAAGUAUUAUAUCAUCUUCGAAUGUGGAAGCAAAACAAGAAAACAGACAUUCAAAAAGCAGUUGUAGGGGGCAAGAAAGCUUCUAAUUCAGUUGCCCCUACAACAUGAGAUGUGGGCCACGUGGUGAGUUUUUUGCCCAGGGUGUAAAUGAUAUCAUUUUCAUUUACCAAGAAAAGGAAGAAAUUAAUAUUAAUAAAUAAGAACACAUGCACACUACAUUAACAGUUGCCAGUAGUGCUUAGUGACUCGAUAUUUUGCCUACUGUUCAAGCCAAAUGAGAGUGGCACAUUUAAUUUUACCUGCCAGGCAAGGAAUAUUCACUUUUAAGUUUAUCUUCUUUUUCCUGUUAAAAAGUAAAGUGUUUAUCCAAAAUUCUAUUUUAUAUACAUACAGUACUUAAUCCUUAUCUGAACAUUGAUUUAUUGUUGUUUUCUGUAUUGCAUUGAUAUAAUCUUUUUGGAGCAGGGCUCAUGCUUAUUAUGUUCAACUAUUCUGAGUGAUGAUACUGUAUUUUGUCUAGGGUAAAUACUGGGGUACCCAUUAUAUUUCAGUGAGAUAGCAAUUUAUGAUCAGGGCAACUCAGAUUCUGUACCAAGAACAGCAGGAUUCUAUAGUUAGUAUUUUGUAAGCAGAUUGCCUCUUACUUGAAGUGUCUGCUAUUUUUAUUUUUUGCAUAAUAUCGAUCGUACUAUGUAGUGGAAGAUAGGAAUAUUUAGGACAUUCCUUAUUAUAGUUCCUAAAAACAUAUUUGCAGUAUGUUUCUGCUAUUCCAGGGACUAGAAACAUCUAGUAUUGCCAGUUAUCUCAUUUUUUGACAGAACUAUAGCAUGACCAACUCUGCAUAUGAUACAUGUAUAGGCAAAGAAAAUCAAACACCUUGGAUGCAAUCCUAUAUAAAGUCAGAUUCAGCAUGGUUCAAUUUCUAUAAUUUAACUCAAUACAAUAUUUGUACUUUAUUACAACCAGAUGAUAAUGCUAUAUAAUAUUUUCUAUAUAGGUUUCCCCCUUUUUUUCUUCUAGUUGCUGCUUAAACUGCUACUAUUGUAUCUUGCUAGUUCUUUUCAGCAAAUUUUUAGAUUUCUUCUAUAGCUAAGCUUUCCUUUCAUUUUCUCUUCUCUUUCUGCUUUUAAAUUGAACAGAGAGAAAAGUGUCCUUCAGUAUCUCAGUAUGAAGCCUUUAUUUCUGAAGUAACAAGGUAUUCGGCUAUAGGAGUCAUGGUUUUAAAAAAUUCAAAAAUUUUACAGUCCUUCAUGAAUAGAACAGUCAAGAAAUGCACAUCUCCUUUCCUUGAAUCAAGGAACUGUACCAGCAGCUGCUGAUUUUUUUAAAUACUAUAUUGCACAUUGCACUGUUAUGCUCUAAAAGAGAAUUUUCAUCCCUCCGAGGACCAAGGUUUGUGCAGUCUCAAGAACUACUUCAGGAACAUAAUUAGUGUGUUCUAGUUUCUUUAUGAACAUGGUCACCAGUUGCUUACUACUUCCACUCUACUAGCAUUUAGUUCUGUAAAUCUGAAUUAAAAAAAGACUGUUGUAAAUUGUGGAAAUAGUUGUAAAUACAGGUAGGAAAAAUACCUCCACAAGCAUCUUGUCACUUCAGUCUUAUUGGUGUGCAUGAUGUUACUCUUAGGAAAACAAAACUGCUGAUUAUUUUGAUGUAUAUGGCAAGAAGAAUAGGUACUUCAAAACACAAUUGAAUACUUAAUAGACCCUCAAAUUAAUUACUUUUCCAUAUACUUUGUGUCACAAAAAUAUAUUCAUUUUGAGGGGACAAAAAGAUGCUAAAAACUAUUUCUAAAGUUUUGUUGGAUGAAAUUGAUUUUAUUUUCAAUAAAACCAUCCAAAAUAAUUUUUCUCAUUUUAAGUAUUUAAUCUAUAUUUUUAAUUUGGUAUUUUGAGACAAAUGGCUUAAAAAGUGUUUAUAGGAAAAAUCCAUCAAACAUUUUUCAAGCUGUUUUAAUGACUUACUAUCAUAUUUCUUUCUUAUAAUGUGCAUUAAGGCUGAUUAAAAUAGUUGAUACUUAAUAUUUAUAAGUGAACAAUACAGGAAAUUAGAUUUGGUUAAACUUUGCAGAUGUACAAGGGUUUCUGGUUUCUAUUAAAUUUCAAAGUUUAUUUUCUUACAAGCCACUAAAUUAUUAAUAUUUCCAUAUGUAUCAUAUUUAACCUUAAAUGAUUUAUUUAAUCUUAAUAUAUGUGUAUCUUUAAUUUCAUUAUUUGUAUCUCAGCCAAAUUAGUCACAAGUAGAGUUGCAAUAUCUUGUUUAAAUCAGAUCCAUUGCCUAUACAUUGUAUAUAUUUUUAAAAAAUUAUAAUUAUACUCACCAGGAUUUUGCUGACAAUCAAUGUUAUUUCUAUUAGAUAAAAAUAAAUCCUGCCCUUUUCUGUGCCAAAUGAAAAGCAACCUACAGAGCAAUAUGGGUCAGCUAAGCAGAACAACUAGAUGUCCUGGUUUGGGAGCAAUACAAUGUAUAAUCUUCAAACAGCUGUGCCUGGGUAGAUUUAUUCCUGAUUAAUGUAACAAAUUAAGCCAUAAUCAAUUUCUAAUCAGGAUUUAACUGAAAAAAAUUAAAAUAUUUUGGUUCACACAACCCACAAAGGUAUAGAUUCUAUAUUUACACAUCCAGCCAGUAAUAGUAUUAAUGCAUUGGUGGUGCAUUACCUUAACAACUGGAAUAAUUCAAUAAAAUGGGUUCAUAUGUUGCACAAUUGCAGCCAUAAAAUUUAUGGUGUGUGAUAUAGGCUCUCCCCGAUUUUAAUGUGGGGAAAAAUUAUAGUAGUAGCCAGAGUAGAAUGAACUUGUGGCCACCUUUAUUUCUCAGAGAAUGAAAUAUGAAAAUGGAAAUAAAGGGCAGGAACCCUUUCAUACAGUUCAUACAAUUUCAACCUAUUGGAAAAAAGUAAUUUGAAUAAAUAAAUCCUAAAGUUUAAGCCUCCUAGAUAGCAUUGUCUAUUUAGGUAAGAAUGGCAUUACACUUGAUAUAGGUAGAUUGACAUGGUCAAGAGCCAAAUCACAUUACUAUUUGCAGUGGCUGUUUUACACUGGGCACAGCAAUGAGAUACUUUCUUUUUUAUUUAUUGAUGAAAUAUCUAUCCAGAGAUCUUCAAAUUGACUAUCAUUAUUAUUGUUUAUUAAAUUUAUACUCGGUCUUCUCAAGAAAGUUAAGACAGCUACCAUUUAAAAAAUACAAACUUAAAAGAAAUUCAUAUUAAUGCUAAAAUUAAUUAAUCAGAAAUGUAGUGGAACAGAUGCAUCUAAUAAGCAUUGAACAAUUUUCAAAAUUAGUUCCAUGAAAAUACCAAAGCAGUUGUACUAAAUCAGGUUAAAUCUAGGUUAGAUGAAUAAAAAGCUGUGUGGCACUGAAAAGAUUUUUAUGCAAGCCUCUUUAUAAACAACACAGAAAUGAAGGGCCUCUUCAGUUGUUCUAUGCCAUCUUGUGCAACCACUAUUACCUGCAGAUAUGGAAAUAUGGGAACCUGAAAACUCUCAACAUUAGGCGGAUUUAUGAUUCUAAUCUUGUACAUCUGAAUAUUUAUCAAAUAAACUACUGUUUUGUAUUAAUUACUUUCAAAAUGUUUGCAGUGUUGAGAAACACCUGUUUUUCAAGCACUUAUUUUUGAUUGUACCUAUUUUUCUUGAUUUUUCAGUUUUGUACAUGAUUCAUACAGUUUAUAUUUGGAUUUAGGUACAAACUUUUUCUACAUACAGUUUUACGUAGUACAAGCUUUUGGUAUAAUGAAGAUGACCAAGAGCAUAAUAUUAGUCACAUGAGGUUUGCCUAGGAAAAAUUAAUAAUAGAUUAUGCCUUUUUUAAUUAUCCAAUUUUGGCAGUAGGUUUGGUUUAGUAUUGCAAAGUUAUAUAUGUAUAUUUAGGCAUAAUCCACAGCUAAAAUGAAUUAUCAUCUUGUUUUAAUGAAACCUAACACUGAUAUUUCUGGACAGGGAGUUUGAGAUUUGUGAACUAUAUGUAAUUUGUCUCCAUAGCUCUCUUUAAAAAUGUAUUUUGUGAAAAGCCAGAUGAUUUUCUGCUGAUAACUUAAGACAAAUAAAUCUUGAUACAGGUAUUCUUCAGGAAAACCAAAGCCUUGUUUGUUUAUAGCUUUCCUUUCCAGACUACAUUUGAAUAUAACUGGCUUUCCUUAUCUCUCUAGAUUUCACAAAUUUUUAAUCUAAAGAAAUUAAAAUGUAUGCCAUAGUUCCUUGUCCCAAUUUUCAUUAAUGAUUCAUAAAAAUAUUUUUUAAAAAAUAUAAAUCUGUAGCAGUGUCAAUUAAUGUGUCACUUUAAAAUCAGUCACCUUUAGGACUAAAUGCAAGGGCUUUUUUCUUUAUACACACCAUUCAGCAGCUACAAAAUAAAAGUUGCAAAUUUGCUGUAAUACAAUGAAAAUAUUCCCACUCUGUUGCUGCUGAUUGCUAAAGCUACAAUCAUUCUUUCCAGAAUGCAUUAUUUCUUAAAAUUCUUGUAUUUUGAGAGAUGGCACAGCUCCAACAUGGGGCCAAUAUAAGUUCUUUGUAAACUCUAUAUUGUAUUGUGUAUAACUCAAACAUUGUUCAGAAUGGAACUGCCUUAAAAGAAAAAACAGCAUGUGGCUGUGACACAAACUAAACACUGUUAUACAGAAACUGUUAUUUAAAAUUGUAACUUCCUUUCUUAUACCUAAUAAGGAAUUUUGUAAUGUUUGCCAUUGUACACUACUUAUGUUAUUAAAAUUUGAAACAAAAUAGC
Messenger RNA from Thamnophis elegans (Western terrestrial garter snake), 11148 nucleotides. It is a transcript of the gene CCDC88A, whose product is annotated as coiled-coil domain containing 88A. Gene Ontology annotation, molecular function: dynein light intermediate chain binding; microtubule binding. The transcript has 32 exons. The coding region runs from base 864 to 6512 and encodes 1882 amino acids. Gene Ontology annotation, biological process: cytoskeleton-dependent intracellular transport; cytoplasmic microtubule organization. The record is from RefSeq and is a predicted model, not a curated record. Gene Ontology annotation, cellular component: centrosome; cytoplasm. Lineage: Eukaryota; Metazoa; Chordata; Lepidosauria; Squamata; Natricidae.